Hippopotamus amphibius kiboko is the source of this 4098-nucleotide messenger RNA. RefSeq names its product mediator complex subunit 16 (gene MED16). Lineage: Eukaryota; Metazoa; Chordata; Mammalia; Artiodactyla; Hippopotamidae. Gene Ontology annotation, biological process: positive regulation of DNA-templated transcription. The coding region runs from base 169 to 2658 and encodes 829 amino acids. The record is from RefSeq and is a predicted model, not a curated record. Gene Ontology annotation, cellular component: mediator complex. Gene Ontology annotation, molecular function: protein binding. The transcript has 16 exons.
CGGGAAGCGGCCGCGAGGCGCGGGCGACUCGUUGGUCCCGGGAAGAUGGCGGCGCUGGGGCCGGGGCGUUAGGGCGCCUGCAGGCCGCGGCCGUCCGCUCGGCUGGGUGCCCAGGCCGGCCCGGAGCUGGUGACCGACCUCCGCGUGUGACCUUGGCACGUGGGCGCGAUGGACCUGGCUUACAUCUGCGAGUGGGAGAAAUGGCCCAAGAGCACGCACUGCCCGUCGGUGCCCCUGGCCUGCACCUGGUCCUGCCGCAACCUCAUCGCCUUCACCACGGACCUGCGGAGCGAUGACCAGGACCUGACCCGCGUGAUCCACAUCCUGGACACCGAGCACCCCUGGGACGUGCACUCCAUCCGCUCGGAGCACAGCGAGGCCAUCACCUGCCUCGAGUGGGACCAGUCAGGCUCGCGGCUGCUGUCGGCUGACGCCGAUGGGCACAUCAAGUGCUGGAGCAUGGCCGACCACCUGGCCAACAGCUGGGAGAGCCCCGUGGGCAGCCUGGUGGAGGGGGACCCCAUCGUGGCCUUGUCCUGGCUGCACAACGGUGUGAAGCUGGCCCUGCACGUGGAAAAGUCGGGCGCCUCCAGCUUCGGCGAGAAGUUCUCCCGCGUCAAGUUCUCGCCGUCGCUCACGCUGUUCGGGGGCAAGCCCAUGGAGGGCUGGAUCGCAGUGACGGUCAGCGGCCUGGUCACCGUGUCGCUGCUCAAGCCCAGCGGGCAGGUGCUCACCUCCACAGAGAGCCUGUGCCGGCUGCGCGGCCGCGUGGCCCUGGCCGACAUCGCCUUCACGGGCGGCGGCAACAUCGUGGUGGCCACGGCGGACGGCAGCAGCGCGUCGCCGGUGCAGUUCUACAAGGUGUGCGUGAGCGUGGUCAGCGAGAAGUGCCGCAUCGACACGGAGAUCCUGCCCUCGCUCUUCAUGCGCUGCACCACCGACCUCAACCGCCGCGACCGGCUCCCCGCCAUCACCCACCUCAAGUUCCUGGCCCGCGACAUGUCCGAGCAGGUGCUGCUGUGCGCGUCCAGCCAGACGAGCAGCGUGGUGGAGUGCUGGUCGCUGCGCAAGGAGGGGCUGCCCGUGAACAACAUCUUCCAGCAGCUCUCGCCCGCGGUUGGCGACAAACAGCCCACAAUUCUCAAGUGGCGGAUCCUGUCGGCCACCAACGACCUGGACCGUGUGUCGGCCGUGGCGCUGCCCAAGCUGCCCAUCUCUCUCACCAACACUGACCUGAAGGUGGCCAGCGACACCCAGUUCUACCCCGGCCUGGGGCUGGCCCUGGCCUUCCACGACGGCAGUGUCCACAUCGUGCACCGGCUCUCGCUGCAGACCAUGGCCAUCUUCUACAGCUCCGCGACCCCGCGCUCUGCGGACGAGCCGGCCAUCAAGCGCCCUCGGACCACGGGCCCCACUGUCCACUUCAAGGCUAUGCAGCUCUCCUGGACGUCCCUGGCGCUCGUGGGCAUCGACAACCACGGCAGGCUCAGCAUGUUGCGCAUCUCGCCCUCCAUGGGCCACUCGCUGGACGUGGGACUGGCCCUGCGGCACCUGCUCUUCCUGCUGGAGUACUGCAUGGUGACCGGCUAUGACUGGUGGGACAUCCUGCUGCACGUGCAGCCCGGCAUGGUGCAGAGCCUGGUGGAGAAGCUGCACGAGGAGUACACGCGCCAGAAGGCCGAGCUGCAGCAGGUCCUCUCCACCCGGAUCUUGGCCAUGAAGGCCUCGCUUUGCAGGCUGUCGCCCUGCACGGUGACCCGCGUGUGCGACUACCACGCCAAGCUUUUCCUCAUCGCCAUCAGUUCCACGCUCAGGUCGCUGCUGCGCCCGCACGUGCUAAACACUCCCGACAAGAGCCCCGGCGAGCGGCUGACCGAGAUCUGCGCCAAGAUCACGGACGUCGACAUCGACAAGGUCAUGAUCAACCUCAAGACAGAGGAGUUCGUCCUGGACAUGAACACGCUGCAGGCGCUGCAGCAGCUCCUGCAGUGGGUGGGCGACUUCGUGCUCUACCUGCUGGCCAGUCUGCCGAACCAGGGCUCCCCGCUGCGGCCGGGCCACAGCUUCCUGCGGGACGGCGCCUCGCUGGGCACGCUGCGGGAGCUGAUGGUCGUCAUUCGCAUCUGGGGCCUGCUGAAGCCUGGCUGCCUGCCAGUGUACACGGCCACCUCUGACACCCAGGACAGCAUGUCCCUGCUCUUCCGCCUGCUCACCAAGCUCUGGAUCUGCUGCCGUGACGACGGCCCCACGAGCGAGCCGGACGAGGCGCUCGUGGACGAGUGCUGCCUGCUGCCCAGCCAGCUGCUCAUCCCCAGCCUGGACUGGCUGCCUGUCAGCGACGGCCUCGUCAGCCGCCUGCAGCCCAAGCAGCCCCUGCGUCUGCACUUCGGCAAGGCUCCCGCUCUGCCCGGCAGUGCCCCCAGCUUGCAGCUGGACGGCCUCAUCAGGGCGCCGGGCCAGCCCAAGAUGGACCACCUGCGGAGGCUGCACCUGGGCGCCUACCCCACGGAGGCCUGCAAGGCCUGCACCAGGUGUGGCUGCGUCACCAUGCUGCAGUCGCCCAGCAGGACCACGGCCGUGAAGCAGUGGGAGCAGCGCUGGAUCAAGAACUGCCUGUGUGGGGGGCUCUGGUGGCGGGUACCCCGCGGCCACCCCUGAGCACGCCCGGCCCCGGUCGUCUCUUCAUUUUGUUUAUGGUGCCCUUUGCUGUGCAAAAUGUCGGUGGAUUCCGGAUGGAUGUAAAGGAAAGCCACGCUGUCCCGUCGCUGGUGACAGAGCAGCCACGCACCCCGACCUUCCUUCGGUGCGUUAGCGCCACCCUUGAGCUGCGCUUCUGAGGCCUUGCCAGCCGCGCCGGCUCGCCCGUAAGUGACAGGGCGGGCGAGGACGCGGCCGACGGCUGGCUCCCUCAGAGCCUACUGGCGGGUCCCGGCAGGAAGGCCCGGCCGCAUGGCCACCAUGCCAGGUGGAGCCCGCGACGGGCCCGGGCAGAGCCUCGGCCACGGGCCCCCCCCCGGGCCCCCCCGGGCCCCCCGGGCCCAGCAGCCCCAGGCCUGUGUCCUUCAGGAUGUCCCACGAGGACCUGCCGGGCACUCAGUGGCCACCGUCCGUGACGCCAGCUGGGCAUCUGCUUCGCGUUUGUCACCCGCACCUGUCGCUGCCGAGCCCUCGCGGCCGGCCGCCUCCCCCCCGGCAGGCCCCGUGAACGUCCCCCUGGGCGGCAGGCGUCCUGCGGGUGUCCCGGCGCCGUCCCGGCGGCCCCGCCCCGCUCAGGGCCUCCCUCCCGCUGCGCAGGCCUGUGGUCCUGCCCGGUGUGUGUGCUGCUCUCCUGCUCUGUCAGCAUUUAUUGAGCACCUGGUGUCUGCCAGGCACGGGGGGCCCUGCGGGGAGCAGUGGGCUGGACGUGGGGAGGUGCUCCCCGCCGCGGGGGUUUCUGCCCACAGGAGCCUCUCUUUCUGCUUUCUCUCUGCUUCUCUCCCCCUCCCCGCCCCCUCCCGUCCUCCUGCCCCCCUCCCUCCCCCACCCGGGUUUGUGGGAGCUCAGGCCGCGGCCCCCCCGGGUUCCUGCCUACUUUCACGGAUUAUGAGGGGCUCCCCGCGGCCCCGGGCACAGCACCUGCCUGUUAAGUGGUAAUUGCUUCUCUUGUUUUCCUUCUGGAGGCUCGAGGGAGGGCAGGCUGGGCCGGCGCCCCGCGGUCCACACGCGGCCGGCAUCAGGCUUUCAGGGCCGGUGCCACCGCGGGGGGGCCCCAUUACCUGGCCGGUCGCCUGCCGCCUGCCCCUGGCAGCAGCACGCGGCGACGUCCGGGUCCUGCCGUCUAAGUGGUGCUGCCUGCGGGGACGUGUGGGGACCUGGGCUGCUGAGCGGCCGGGAGGGAUGGGGCAGCGCACGCCGACUCCUCCCCCACGUGGCUGCCCCCGCCCCCGCCUUCCUUCCCGGCCCGGGCGGCCUCCCUGGUCCAGGGGCACGGGGUCUGGGUUCCUGCAUAUUUUUUCUCAGUCUUUUACCUCAUUUGACCGUGUAUUUUUUAAGCAACUUGCUUUUCUCAAGCCAUUCUAAAGUCUUUAAACCAGUUACUUGUCUUAGAAAAAUGAACCU